This is a messenger RNA of Carassius auratus (goldfish), 3707 nucleotides long. RefSeq names its product brain-specific angiogenesis inhibitor 1-associated protein 2-like. NCBI's taxonomy places the organism in Eukaryota, Metazoa, Chordata, Actinopteri, Cypriniformes, Cyprinidae. The coding region runs from base 334 to 2043 and encodes 569 amino acids. Gene Ontology annotation, cellular component: nucleoplasm; cytosol. The transcript has 15 exons. Gene Ontology annotation, biological process: actin filament bundle assembly; actin crosslink formation; positive regulation of actin filament polymerization. Gene Ontology annotation, molecular function: protein binding; cytoskeletal adaptor activity. The record is from RefSeq and is a predicted model, not a curated record.
AGACACAGACAGAGAGUAAGAAGACAUUGUCCGGGACAGAGACCGCGACCGACCCACAUUGCGACAGCAAACGGACAUUUUGGGCGGAAUGAAGCUUAAAGUUUGAUGUGACCUGGAUUCAGUCAGGAGUUUGGGAGAGAGGGGUGAGGGCUGGACGAGGGGUUUACUGGGUCACACAACCCGACUACCCCCAACACUGAAGAAGAAGGGACAGUUAGAGGAAGACUAACACCGGACAAAGCGCCGAGGAAACCAUGAACACUGGGAAGCUGUGUGUGCUGUGACUUCCUGACGUCUAGAAGUGAGAAGAACUGAUCUGGAGAGAGAAGCACGAUGUCACGGUCAGAUGAGAUCAACAAAAUGACAGAAAAUGUCUACAAGGGCAUUCUGGACCAGUUCAACCCCAGUCUGAAGAAUUUUGUCUCCAUGGGCAAACACUAUGAAAAGGCUCUGACAGGUGUCACAGUAGCAGCGAAGGGUUAUUUUGACGCUCUGGUCAAACUAGGAGAGCUGGCCAGUGACAGCCAGGGCUCGAAAGAACUGGGCGAUACACUGUUCCAGAUGGCAGAGGUUCAUCGGCAGAUCCAGGUCCAACUCGAGGAUGUGCUGAAGCUGUUUCAUUCAGAGCUGCUGUCUCAACUCGAGCAGAAACUGGAGCUAGACAUCAAAUAUCUGACCGGGACGCUGAAGAAGUACCAGAGCGAGAGGAAGUCCAAGGUGGAGUCUAUCGAGCGCUGCCAGUCACAGCUGAAGAAGCUGCGGAGGAAGAGCCAAGCCAGCCGCCAUCCCAACAAAUAUGGAGACCGAGAGAUGCAGUAUGUGGAGCUGAUGAGUCGCCGGCAGGGUGAGCUGGACUCGCUGGUGGCCGUUGGGUAUCGCUCCGCUCUGACAGAAGAAAGACGACGCUAUUGCUUUCUGGUGGACCGUCAGUGUUCAGUCACCAAGAUCCUCACCAACUACCACUGCAAGGUGAGAGAGUUGUUGUCUCAGAAGUUGUCAUCGUGGCAGCAGUCAUGUGCUCAGCCAACCAAGCUCCCGGAGCGAGCGCUGAACCUGCUGCGUCACACCGCCCCCCAGAGCUCUGGAGGAGCAGGACUCGCCGAGGUCCUCCGCAACGCCAAACUGGGCAUCACUCAGCCCACAGAACAGAGGCUGUCUGUACAGGAAGUCCCUCCUCUGUUGAACGGUGACAGCAGCAGUCGUCCUCAGCAGCAGCAACAGAACCCCUCCAGUAAUGGACACACCCACUCCAGCUCUUCAGCCAGCACCGCCCACUCCCAGCCAGCAGUGGGCGUGUCUGGGUGUCAGUCCCCUCCCACUGUUAGCCACACCCCCAGCUCCACCCACAGCGCCCCUCUGACCCGAGCGCUGUCCAACUGUCCUGCUGCUCCUGACCUCUACUCCACCUCCACACUGCCUCUGCCCAGGAGACAGUCCAGCGACACUCGCCAGGGACUCAUGGGCUGGACUCUCCCCCGCGCGCUCCCUCUCUGUGCUCCGUCCCGUGUGGAGGCUCUGUUCCCUCACUCCCCAGACUCCUGCGAGGGACAGAAGCCCGGAGACCGAGGAGGAAGCUCAUGUCUGCUGUCCUUCCUGCCUGGAGACGCUCUGUCCCUGCUGAUCAGUGAGCCCAGAGACGGCUGGCACUACGGCCAGAACGAGCGCACGGGACGAAAAGGCUGGUUUCCCUUCUCCUACACUCAGCCGUUCCCCAGCUCUCCCGGACAGGAGCUCAGUCCUCCGGUCCUGUCGAAGGUGAACAGCAGCAGUAUGGGACAGCUGGACAGGCUUCCCCCCGCGGGUCAGACGCUGCAGGUCAGUCCUGACUCUGAGGACGAGAGGAGUGUUAUAUCCCAGCGCAUCAGCACCUUCAGACCGCGACCCUACAGCAUGAUGAACCCCGAGAGCAGCAGGACGAGGAUGUCGACUGACUUCACCUCUCCGCCUCCGUCACCCAGCAGGAUCAACCCGUUCGCUCACAUUCGGCUCAAGAAGACGGUGACCAACGACCGCUCCGCCCCUCUGAUACAGCAGAGCCUUUGAUUGACAGCCACACAUGCUCCGCCCCUCUGAUACAGCAGACUUUGAUUGACAGCCACACAUGCUCCUGUUAAAGCUUCAGGAACAACACAGGACACAUAAAACAUUCACACAAUAACCUAUGUGAGAGAACUAAGAGCAUUUAGGAUUCAGGAUAUCAGAAAAAUGAAAUAUUUCAAGGUCUUUGUGUGAGUGCACAUCAUAAAACUGACCUUUAAGAUUUGAUUCCACAUCAUGACAACAGUUUCUCACUCCGUUUAGUGUAAAGACAAUGAAACAGUCGAUUAGAAACGAAGCAUGACAAAACCUAGAUGUUUUCUGGUAACUGAUAUCUGAUUCACAAUGUAGCUUCGUGAAAUAUCUUAAUCAAGUUUUGUAAAUGUAAAUUCUGUGGUUAUUUACUCACUCGUGUCAUAAGUGUACUUCACACUCGUAAGAUAAGAUACUAAAACUGUUAUUUGAUUUGUAAUAUUGAAUGAAGACAAGGGAUCCCAGAGCAUUCUGGGAGGAGCAGGUGAAGUGAACGUGUGAUUAUAUACAGGAGGACUUUGAAGGAGUUGAAGAGGCUCUGGUGUGUUUGGUUCAAGCCCAGAUCUGUGAAGCUAACGCUUGAGACGUGACAGAAGGCUCUGGAAAGUGUAGAUGUGCUUGAGGACGUGUCUGUUGCUGGAGAUGACCUUUUUACCGUUGUUUUGGGCCUGAAGACUUAGUUAAAGAUGUUUAUGUCAGUGGUUUGAAAUUAACCUGAAGAAAAUGCUUCAUUUACUCUUGAGUUUGUGUGUUACUGGCAGGACAUUGAUUCAGAACUGUCUUAAAACUCCUUUAUUUUACACUGAAACCAAUCUAACCAGUUAUUAAUGGAGAGCGCUUUGUUCACGCAUGUUUUAAUUAUUUCUUCACUCCAGGGUCAGUUUGUUCUGAUACCUUCAUUUAUUCACUUUUUUCUAUUAUAACAAUAUAUUUAAUUGCAUAAUGCUAAAAGGUUAAUAUCCAGCCCAAAAGUCUGAGAACAUUUAAUGUACUGUAUGUAUUUCAUACAGAAAUAAAACAAACAUGAAUUUGAUAUUUGCUCAUGUUCUCAUCAUCACCUGAUCUUCUACAGGUGCAUCUCCAAAACUAGAAUAGCACAGAAAAGUAUUUUUUGUAAUAAAAAAAGAAAACAUUCUUAUAUUCUAGAUUCAUUGCACACAAACUGAAAUAUUUCUUAUUUAUAUUGAAUAAUUUUAUUUAAUUUUAAACAUUUCUUUUACACCUUGCUUUAAUUCUUACGUUUAUUAAAUACAGUUUAGGAAAUGUAAAAAUGCAUUAUCUCAAAAAAUUUUAAUAUUAAAUUUUUCAUAAUUUAAAAAAUAAAAUAACAUUUAUUUUAAGUUUGUGUGCAAUUAAUCUGGAUAUAGGAAAGUUAUAUUUUCCAUGCUAUUCUAUUUUUUUAGCUACACCUGUAUUGAUUAUAUUAAUGAUCGAUCAUAAGAAUCCUGGACGGUGUUUUUCAGGUGAAAUGAAGUCUCAGACUUUUGACCUCCGCUGCAUGUUAGUCUGUAUGAGUGUGUGAGUUUAGUCUCUGCUCACAUUGUACUAUUACUAAACAUCCCAGAGAACACCGAACACUGUCUUCUAGAGCAGGACUGUACUUUAACCUGACAAUAAAGCAUCGUACUCUACACAUC